Molecule: messenger RNA, 5213 nt
Organism: Saccostrea echinata
Lineage: Eukaryota; Metazoa; Mollusca; Bivalvia; Ostreida; Ostreidae
Exons: 14
Coding region: 117-2183 (688 amino acids)
Molecular function (GO): lipid binding
Source: RefSeq, a predicted model, not a curated record
UAUCAACUUCCGGUGAACUUUGCCACUUGAGAAGAUGAAAACAAGUUCGUCAUCUUUUCUUUCGCCAAUUGAAUUUCGAAUACAGCAAUACAAAUGAAGAAAUAUUUGGUUACAGGAUGUUUUUAUACUUUUUAUCCAUCGUGGCGUUGUGUACCUGUCUUAUAACGAUAUUGUUUUUGAAAUUUUCAUCUCUGAAGCAUUUUAACAGUGGAAACCAACAUCAGCAGGGAGCUAUAUCAAUAUCUCCAGUUGAAUUUUUGAAGCUACUAAAGAAGUCAAAGCCAUUUCCUGUUGGAAUUGUAAAGAACUGGAAGAUUUUGUCAUGUCAAAGUGGAAGCAGGAUAUGGACAAGGAAACUAACGACUAGUGGGGGUGCAGAUGUCAGUGUCAUUGCCAGCUUUAUAAGACUUCCUUCCUCUGCUCAGGUUAUCCAUCAUACUCUGAAAGAUGUUUCAAAAACUGCCGAGUGGAAACCAGGAGUGGAGACAGCCACGUGUAGAGUUUCAGAGAGGGCCACCCUCCAUAGAUCCUCCUCCUCCUGGAUGGAGUCAAAUGUAGGGGUGGAUCAAGUGUUAGAAAUCACUGUGGAUCCUGUCUUCCAGGGAAAUGAUAGUGUAGAGAUGUGUCAAAGAAUGUUAACAAGGCAUUGGUAUCGAGAGGAUAAUGGUUGCUGCUGGCUUUUGGAAUCAGACACUGACAAACAUGAGCACAUAUUUUACCUUUUACAGCCAUUAGAAGAUGUAGAAACAUCAUUACUUACUAUACUAAGUUGUUCAACCAGUCCUGCAGUGUGUUCAACAGUGGAAAAGAUGGUGUCAGAUCAUCUUAGUUCAUUAAGAGACUACAUUUUCCACAGAAAAUUGAAAGCAACUCCUUUUAUUGAUCUUAAAUUACCUAGCAAGCACCACGCAUAUCGUGGAUUUGAUGCCUUGUCUUCCAGUGAUGACGAAGAUGAAAGUAACAUUUUCCAACAAAAGUUUCACCAACUCCAUCCAGAAGAAAAACAUGUCAUCAUACAGAAGUCAGAAUCCAUUUUAAAACUCUCCCCAGUGAAGCCCUCUGCCAGACAGCGAACAUUAUCUGACAAUAUGAGUAUCAAAGAAUUAUCAGGUAGUGAUAAAUCACGUCCCCGAUCCCAGACUCACCCCCACUCAUGUAUGUUACUAAAAGAUUCACAAUUCCAGGACAAUAAUAAUAUCGAUAAAUCAGCUUCCAGUGAAGUGGUGCUAAAAAGUGAUGGUGCUAUAGUAACAGAGACAAAAUCCAAGAAUGAGACAGCAGUAGAGCUGGCUCAGAACCACAGCCCUCCAGUGACUAGGGAGGGGGUGGAAGAGAGAACCCGUAUAGUGACAAGGGAGGUAGUGGAUGAAUCCGUCAGUGAAAUGUCGGACCUCAGUGAAUCUUCUAGUCCAGAAAGGGAAGAGCAGCAUGGCACAGAUGAUGAAAAGCAUGCUAAAGAAGUGGCAAGAAACACAACAUUGGCCAAUCAAGUGGCAGCAGAGUUACUGGCCUUAGUUCAUAGGGUUUCAAAUUUAGAUUUGAAGGCCUCACCGCAGCAACAGCAAGACUCCACUGGAGGAUGGAUGUUUUGUGGCUUUGAGAGUGAUGUGGUGAUCAUCAAGCGUCAGUUUCACAACAUCAAUUUGUCAGGGAGCUACAUUGGUAAGGGCAUUAUCCAUGCUCCUCCUCAAGCUGUGAUGGAUGCUGUAAAGAAUCCCAGGACUAGAUAUACAUAUGAUGACAGCUUAAAGAGAGUAGAUAUCUUGCAGCAUGUCACUGAGAAGAUUAAAGUCGUAUAUUACAGUAAUGAGGUUCUACACAAGUUUAAGAAGUAUCAGUAUGACUGGUGUGUGAUUCAGAGUGAGAGACAAGAUGGAGAAAAGCUUGUCUUAUCCAUGGAGUCAGUAGAAAAUGACCUUCCAGUACCAGCCGGGGUCAACAGAAUCAAGAUCCUCCCUAGUGGUUGGAUUAUAGAACCAGUUAUAAGGGACAACAAAACAGUUUCCUUGGUGACAUAUGUCAUGCAGAUGAAUUAUGGAAUGUGUUCUGAUGGAGCAGCUGAUAAAAUAUUGAUUGAUGAAAUGGUAUCAAAGCAGCCCCUCAGCAUAGCAUACCUACGUCAGUACUUACGCCCUCCCCUCACUUUGGCUCGUAAGACCUCACACUCCAAGAAAACCUUAUAAUGGUCAUGCUCUAGUCUCAAGCAUUUUUUUUUAAUUAAACUAAAUUGUUCAUUGAUGUGUUCAUACAACUAGUGAUUUUUGCCAUUUGACUGUGCCAAAACAUUUUUUUUCAAUCUUGAACUUGUAAAGAAAUUGACAUUAUUUGGGUAGUACCAGGGUAUGUUCAUUUAAAUUAAACUGCAAAAAUACUAACGGGAACAAGGUUUAAGAGAUUCCUUGCAUGAGCAAUAAAAAUACAUGUACUUACAUUAAAAUUUGAUGUUGUAUAGUCUGAACAGUUCAAAAAUAGUUACCACAUAUUGUAACUAAAAGGAUUUUGAGCAUACUACUAUUCAUUAUCAAUAUACUAUUACAUGUAGUUUUCAAUGUUUUUUGUUUUGUUUUUUUUUUUUUUGGUGCUAGCUUGUAUACAACACAGUGAACUUUAUAUUAAAAUACAUGUUCUCAUUUUUUUUAAAGUCUAUCUAAUGCAAUUUAAGUGGUUUAAAAGUAAAACCUGUACAUGUGUAUAUAUAGAAACAUUGUCACUGACAUAGGGGAUUUGUUUUUUAGUACACAUGUAUAGGAGACUUUAACAUACAAGUAAUGUAGUUGUUCAUACAAACUAGUAUUUUUUGAUUGUAAAUAAUUUUAAUAAUGCAGAAGAUUAGGGUAUUUAGUGGCAUAUGUUAUUUUGAAAUUAAGAAAGAAAUGUCCUGAUACAUUCUGUAACAUUUAGUUUACUUUAUUAAGGUUGUAAUGCAUAUCUCUGAAUAUUUUCUUCUUUAUUUUUUUUUUCAGAAGGGGAGGGAGGGGCAAUUUAUAUUUUAUCAUAGUGAGGAAAAUACCAUUUGCCUACAUGUGUUUUAUUACCUGUUUGAAUUAUACAGAAAUCCAUAAUAUUUCUUAGAGUAUUACACUGUACCAGCAGUUUUAGCACACACACAAAAAACAACUUGGUUUGGUGUACAUGGAGUUAAAUUUUAGCACUGUUUCCAAAACCAAUAUUUUAAAUAUCUUGUAACCAUUUACCAAAUAAGUACUGCAUGUACAGUAGUUACAAUGUCCAUUAUACAUGUACAAAUAACUUGUUAGCAUACAAAUAACUUGUUAGCAUACAGUUAAUAUAAAAAGGCUUGAUGUACAUGUACCUCAUAUGUAUUUGUUGAAACUAUAUGCUUAAUACAUGUAAGUGGACAUUAUGCACAUUGUACAUAUUGCUUGUAACUAUAACCUAAGUUUAAAGUAGCUAGAGUGUACAUAUCACAUGUAACCAUACACUGAAUAACUAGUUAAAUUGUACAUUGUACAUAUUACUAGGAACUAUAGAUUAGAUAAGUAGAUACAUGUAUAUGUUAUUUGUUGUCAUUUUCUUGAAUGUGCCACUUUAGAGAACUAUUUCAUGUGUAAUUAAGAUGUGUCCAUCAUUAAUUAUCUCAUUUACCGGUACAUAUUUUGAAUGCCCUUCGUGAUAUGUGUAUAUACAAUUAUACACAUACAUAAUUAUAGUUACAUGACUAUAUUUUUAUUGAAUUGUUAGAGAUAAUCCCUGAAACAGAUUAGAUUAGCUGAAUUUUCCUUUUUUGCAAUUCUUCAAUGGAAUUAAAGAAAGUUCUUGCCAAUAAAAUUUUAUUAGUUACACCUACUCAGUAGUGUACAUUUAUUACUUUUUAACAUUAUUGUUUAAUUUUUCUUUGCCAAUGAGUUAGUGUUGAACAAAUGCAUUUACCUGUAAAUAUGCCUGUAACAUUGCUUUUUCAAAACUAAGAGCAAAAUAAUACUCACAUAUUGUGUACUUACUCCUGAUGCCAGUACAGUCAUAGAUUAAUAACCUAGUUUAUAUGAUUUUUUUUCUUUCUUUUUUGGACCACCCAGUAUUAUUUUUAGGAGAGAUUUACACCAAGUUCAAAUACUUUUAAAUGGAAUGUUGUGUUUAUCGGGUACAUGCCUUUUUAGCAUAGUCACUGUAGGAGUAAAAAAUAGUCACUAUAAAUGAAAAGUAUAUUUACUUUAGUCUAUUGCAUGAAGUAUAUAAUGUUGAACGUAUAUCAUUUUUGUAUGUAUCAUGUAUUAUUGUGUAGAUGAGUAUAUAAUUUUAUUUGAAUAUAUACCAGUGUCUUACUAUACUAUGAAGCUAGAAAUUUCCAAGUUUUUUUUUUCAGUGUUCCAUGAUAAAUUUCCAAGCCGUACAUGAAUAUGUUAUUUUAAUUGAAGGUAAAUUUUGUUAGAUAUGAUAAAGAUUUGAAAAUAUUUGAAAAGAAAUGUGAACAAAAAUAAGAAAAAUGUUUUAUCUGUCUUCUUAUCGAAUUUUUUUCACACAGGUUAGAUUUUGAUUUAUUUUAUAGUGAUUGCACUGGGUUUUUUUUAUAUUUGAACUCAUCAGUUUCAUAGAUAAAUUUAUUUCAUGAGGGAAAAUCCGGUGAAUCUUAAUGUACCUGUCCAAGGUAGACAGGCCUGUUCAUCAGGUAAAUAAAUAAUGAUGUGUAAGACCAGGAUAGAAAAUCACUCUGCUGAGUUAAAUCAACUAUCAAGAAAAUCUCAGGAGAAAUGCACAAAAUGUUUAAGAUCAACACAUGUCUACCAUCAAGUUUCUCCAGGUGAUGUAUGUAGAAUAUAAAGCUGUAAGAUUUUUGUCUUUUAUUCUGUCAGAAUAUUGUAGUCUUUCAACCACAGAUAUAUCUAAAUGUAUAAAGUGGAUUGUACACAUGUUUUAUAUCUGUAAUUGAUUAUAGACUCAUUUGCUCACAAUUUUAGCUUUCUUUAAAUACCAUAGUCUGUAGUGUUUGGUGGAUAAGUACAUUUGAAUUGCAUGUAAACAUGCUCAAGUAUUGUUAGGUAUUAUAGUUAAGGAUUUCUAACUGCCAGAGUAAAGAAUUAGUUUUUCAGCUCUAAUGUACUGUAGACGUACACAUGUAUUUCAGUCAAGCCAUUGUUGCUGUUCUUGUUUUUUUGGGGUAUUAGCACCCCAUCAUGUUGUUGAUACAAAGAUAUUGCUGCGUGUAUCAUGGGUAUAUUGGUUGCUCAAGAUAUCAAUAAAAUAAUGUAGAUGUA